Molecule: messenger RNA, 1617 nt
Organism: Macrosteles quadrilineatus (aster leafhopper)
Lineage: Eukaryota; Metazoa; Arthropoda; Insecta; Hemiptera; Cicadellidae
Product: galectin-9-like
Exons: 7
Coding region: 292-1500 (402 amino acids)
Molecular function (GO): galactoside binding; carbohydrate binding
Source: RefSeq, a predicted model, not a curated record
CGAGUUCUGUCUGAGCUAGUGAGCUGAGUGGUUUUGUUUGUUGUUGUUCACUACUGUUAGUGUUAAGUUGUGUUAUCUAUGAUGUGAAAAAUUGUGAUUGUUUUUUUACUUUACUAACAUAACAUAACUGGUAAAAACAAAAACUACCUACCUACCAAAGUUGGGUUGCUUAAAACGAGUGCGUUUCAUUUAAAUAUUCUCUUUGUCACUAGGCAUUUUAUUUGUGGCUUAGACUAUUCUUGAAAAAAUGAAACGUUCUAAAUAUUAUGUUCAUAUGUGUGUGUUUUAGUUAUGGCAUGUCAUGAGAAAUGGAACCUAUUUAAGAAAUUAUGUUGUAUGUGUUGCUUCAAGACCAAGACAAGUUCAAGUGCGCUUAGUGUUCAAAAAGGACACAAAGAGCACCAGUAUUGUGGGUGUUCAGAAUCAAAUAAACGAAAAAAGUUGAGGAUGCCAACACCUGAUAUUGACACAAGUUCUCUAGUUGACAAUGAAGUGUUCGAGGCUCUUGAAUAUGAAUACCAUGCUGAAGAUCCUGGAGAUGUUCUAGAUGAAGGAGCAUCUGCGCCGUUCAAUCAUAUACUUCAGACCACACUUCGACCACAGGCGGACAUCUUUGUACAAGGAACUCUGAGGGAUAAUGCCAUCAGAUUUUCUAUCAAUUUGGUUGUUGCUCAUGACACAAAGGAAGAUAUUGCCUUCCACUUCAAUCCUCGACUCGACCAGGAGUACACGGCUCUUAACACCCGGGUAAAUGGCAAGUGGGGAAAAGAAGAAUGCAAUAGUCAAAUAAAGUUCCCCUUUCAGCGGGGAAAACCCUUUUUCAUUGAGAUCUUCCUUACCCACUCUGCAUUCUUGGUGGCUGUAGAAGGAAUCCACUACUGUUCGUACCAGUAUCGCACAUUUCUGACGGACAUUUCCAGCCUACAGAUCUGUGGGGGUGUUAACCUGACGAGGGUUCAAGUGACUGAUAGUGCCUCGUAUCCUGCAGCACUGCCUAAAACUGUCACCCCUAGUGUGCAUGUUGUGCCUCUUAGUGUUCCUGGUGUCACAAAGCUUGAAACACAGAAAACCCCAAUAUAUGGAGUUCUUAGUAGCAAACUAAAAGAUAAAUGUAGAAUUGAAAUAAAUGGAAGAUUGGAACUACUGCCUCAUUCGCUCCACAUCAAUCUCCAGGAAGGCACAAAAACAUGGCCUCACCCAGAAGUUCCUCUACAAGUGAGCGUCAGGUUCAACCAGCGGGAAGUUAACCAGGUCGUUAUGUUGAACUCUUGGCACAACGACAGCUGGGAUGACAAGGCAGAAAAACUGCCACCAGAAAAGUUCUUACUCACCCCUGGAUGUCCAUUCAAAGUGGUGAUCGAAUGCCAGAGUGAUGUCUUUGUCAUCAAGAUUGGCGAGAGAACACUCAGUACCUUCAGCCAUCGAGUGCCUUCAAGCAUAGUAAAUACAAUUUAUAUCAAGGGUGACGUUUUUAUACAUGAUAUUAGUCUCUCUUUAUAGUAUUUUACGCUUAUAUCGAUUAUUAGUGUUUUAUAUGCAUUUGUUAUUAUAUCAUCACUGUACUUAGUUUUAUGUAUACAUUCCAGCAUUAUUUAUUAAAGGAUUGUUAGUUUUGUA